AUGGCAUCAGAAAUCACCUAUGCCGAGGUGAAGUUCAAGAAUGCAUCACCAGCUGCAGAGGUCAAAGUACCUCCCAAGACAAAGAAGCGUGAGCACCAUCCUCAGAAAUACCCACCAUGGCUCCCGUGGCUGAUCUCACUGCUGCUCCUCUUGGUGUGCAUUGCCCUGGCUAUUGCUCUCCUUGUUGCUCCCUUCUGCCAUAGCAGUGACCAGCCCACAGCUCUGCAGCAGAAAUUCAUGGAGUGGCAAUGCAUGUCAACAAUGUCACAAAGCAAAGAGCAAGGCUGGAAGUGCUGCCCGAAGGACUGGAAACUCUUUCAGAAAAGCUGCUAUUACCUGUCCACUGAUAAAUUGUCCUGGGUUGAGAGUGAGCAGAACUGCACUGGGAUGGGUUCCCACCUGGUGGUGAUCAACAGCAAAGCAGAGCAGAAUUUCCUCUCUAAGGAACUACAAAAAUUAAAAAAUGGAGAGAAUUACUACAUCGGUCUGAAAGCACGGGAGGUAGAACAGUGGCACUGGGUGGACCAGACUCCAUUUAAUGAGACAGCUGCGUUCUGGAGGAAAGGCGAACCAAAUGAUAUGGAUGAUGAAAACUGCGUUGUAAUCCAUAGGUUUUCAAAUCUACCCAACAACUGGAAUAAUGUCGGAUGCUGGAAUCAUCAUCGAAUUUGUGAAGCUGCAGCAGUAACUGUUUGA
Indicator indicator is the source of this 696-nucleotide messenger RNA. It is a transcript of the gene CLEC4A, whose product is annotated as C-type lectin domain family 4 member A. The transcript has 6 exons. The record is from RefSeq and is a predicted model, not a curated record. NCBI's taxonomy places the organism in Eukaryota, Metazoa, Chordata, Aves, Piciformes, Indicatoridae. Bases 1 to 696 code for a protein of 231 amino acids.